Molecule: messenger RNA, 1863 nt
Organism: Parastagonospora nodorum SN15
Lineage: Eukaryota; Fungi; Ascomycota; Dothideomycetes; Pleosporales; Phaeosphaeriaceae
Exons: 2
Coding region: 1-1863 (620 amino acids)
Biological process (GO): arachidonate metabolic process
Cellular component (GO): membrane
Source: RefSeq, a predicted model, not a curated record
AUGGUCCUUGACGACCUCAUGGAGAACAUAGCACAAGAAGAGAAGCGGAUAGGUCGACGGGCACAAAAUGACCACUCGCCACUGAAGCCAUGUGACUACUUUGAUCUUAUUUACUCCAAACUUGCGGAGCAGAUCUUCAAGCAUGACCGCUCUUUCAAAGCCUUUGGCAUGAAGAUUCCAACGGGUGCCACUCGAUUCUCAGGAACGGUACUCGCCAACGCCAUCAAAUCGGCACUGAAAGAACUAGGCUUCGACGAAAAUGAACUCAUGUGGGACGAGGCAUUAUUUGAAGAGGUCGACGAAGCAAGUGAACUGCCAAGAGAUAGCAUUUGGGCGGAUGCAGAUGCCGACUCAGAAGCACCACUUACCGACAGUCCCGUUGCUUCAACGAAAGCCAUGGACAUAGUCAUCAAUCCUCCCGCGAAUAAUCAACAACCACCCGGAACUGCAACGCAGACUCAGAACACACUGUACGGUAGCUCGCCCUUCUCGCCACAGCCUCCAGAAAGGACGGACACCUGGAAACUACACCGGAAGCAAUCAGUGCACAGAAAAGUCAACGCUAAAGGAUGUCGUGGCUUCGUCCUUACAUCACUCAAGAAUGCUUUGGGUCUGCCACGGAUCCUAUCUACAUACGACCCCAACGACCGCACUACUCGCAUAUGGGAAGCCCUCCGCGCCACAAGUGCUGCCCCAACCUUCUUCGAAGAAAUGCAAUUCGGGACUCCGAAAGUAACCUACCUCGAUGGCGGUGUAGGCUUCAACAACCCCUGCGCCGAAGUUGAUUACGCUGCAAAAGCCCUCUGGGAAGGCCGCUCAAUCGGCGUCGUCGUCUCCGUCGGCACCGGCCUGCAGUCCAUCCCCAGCGUCAAGAAAAUCGCCUCCUGGCUCCCCUUCGGUCUCGGGACGGAUAUUUCCCUCGCCUCUGCGCUCGCUGGCAUGGCUACGAGCACCGCGCGUGUCGACAACGAGCUCAAACGCAUGUACUACAACUCCGACACGAAAUACUACCGCUUCGAUGUCGAUCGCGGACUUGCCAAUAUUUCGCUUGAGCAGUGGAUGAAGGAAGACGAAAUGGCCGCCCUCACAGAGCAAUACAUGCGCGACGCCCGCCAGAUAAGGAGUGCGAAGCACUUUGGCGAAAUCAUGGCGAAGCUCUCCGCCCUCCCUCCCCGCUUCUCCAUCGCCGCCACGAAAUUUCGCCUCGGCAUGACGGGGCGCGGCCUGAUGGACCAAUCCUUCCAUCUCGUGCAGCUCGACUUCAAAACGGGCAUGCCGCUGGGCGUCACUUCGGGCCCCGAUCGCAUGUCCACGUCUCCGAGCGGCGACCACGGCCUCGCCCUCUCCUCCUCUGGCACCCUCAAGGAAAUCUACCCCGUCGCCGAAGACCUGGACCACGACGGGCGCCGCGAAGAAGCAGCCGUGUACCAAUGCCUUUCUGCGGAGAAUGUCUGCCUGCGCACGAUGAAGACCGGCAUUCCACAAGGCCGCUAUAAAGUCCAAUUCAUCGUCUCGUUUCACGACACUUCCCCAACGCACAUCGCGCCGCACGACCUCGUGUUCAGCGUCGGCAAGCCGCUCGACCCAAACACAUUCAUUACGAGAUUUGUGGAUGUCAAGAUCACGCCGGAUGUUGUGCCGGUGUUGAUGCAUCCGGAUGCGGUCAGGGUGCGGGUGGGCAGGAAGAGGUAUGAGGAGUAUAGAGGCAAGGGGUGGGUGGAGAUUGAGGGGGAUGUGGAAGUUUGUGUGGGGUUAGAUGGGGCGUUGGGGUUUAUUGUGAGUAAGAAGUUUAGGAAGGGGGAGGUUGUGGAUGGGUGGAGUUUUGGGGGCGUUAGGUUGGAGCCGAUUUUUGGGGCGCGAUGA